Messenger RNA from Malania oleifera, 2028 nucleotides. RefSeq names its product tRNA dimethylallyltransferase 2. Gene Ontology annotation, molecular function: tRNA dimethylallyltransferase activity. Gene Ontology annotation, biological process: tRNA modification. The record is from RefSeq and is a predicted model, not a curated record. Gene Ontology annotation, cellular component: mitochondrion. The transcript is spliced from 10 exons. Lineage: Eukaryota; Viridiplantae; Streptophyta; Magnoliopsida; Santalales; Ximeniaceae. The coding region runs from base 181 to 1608 and encodes 475 amino acids.
CUGGACUCCAUCGUCAUAGGCGUAGGCUGAUAAUAGGCAGUCCUAAUCUGUGCAGAGGCUUGGGGCCGAAAUGCCCUUCUGGAGAAGACUUGGCCCAGGACCUUGCCCUGCCUUCAUCCGUCUUCAGUCAGCUUGUUCAGCAGAGGGAGAGAGAGAGAGAAGAGAGAGAGAGAGAGAAGAAUGGAGGAACUGGUAAACCCUAGCAAUGGAGUAGCUGAGGGAGGGAUGGAAGAGAAGCCAAAGGUGGUGGUCAUAUUGGGGCCAACUGGUUCAGGAAAGUCACGACUGGCUAUUGACCUAGCUUCUCACUUCCCCAUCGAGAUCAUCAACGCCGACUCGAUGCAGGUCUACCGAGGUCUGGAUGUUCUCACCAAUAAGGUCCCCCUCCAUGACCGGAAAGGAGUGCCGCACCAUCUUUUGGGCACGAUCAGCCCCAACGUCGAGUUCACAUCGAAAGAUUUCCGGGAUUCCGCUAUUCCUCUUGUUAAUGAAAUAUUGUCACGCAACUGCUUGCCUGUCAUCGUUGGAGGCACAAAUUACUAUAUUCAGGCUCUUGUGAGUUCAUUCCUUUUAGAUGAUUCUGCAGAAGAUAUGGAUGAAAGCUGUUUAAAUGAUCCUAUAGGAAACAUGCCUUCAGGGCAUGAACUUGAUUUUGGAGGAGGCAAUUUGCACUAUUGUUAUCAGUAUCUUAAAGAUAUUGAUCCAGUUGCAGCAAACAGGAUUCAUCCAAAUGAUCAUAGAAAAAUUAAUCAAUACCUUAGUCUGUACACUCGCUAUGGUGUUACCCCUAGUAAAAUUUUUCAAGGCAAGGCUGCAGAGAACUGGGGCCGAGCUAAUAAUUUCAGAUAUAAUUGCUGUUUUUUGUGUGUGGAUGCAUCUCUUCCUGUACUGGACCAAUAUGUGGGACAAAGAGUUGACCGCAUGAUUGAAUCUGGUUUGCUUAGUGAAGUUUAUGACAUUUAUAGCCUGAAUGCAGACUAUACUCGAGGUUUGCGACAGGCUAUUGGUGUUCGGGAAUUUGAGGAUUUUUUGAGAGUUUACCUUUUUGAAGAUGACAAUGGGAAAGGCCAUGAUUUGCCUGAUGGGCCCCAUAUCCAUGCAGCAAUGACAGAGGCUGGCAAACUGUUAAAUGAGAAUACAAGGGCAAUUCUUAGUCCAUCCAGUGAUGACCAGCACAAAAUUUUAUUAAAAGAAGCCAUAGAUAAAGUCAAAGUCAACACUAGAAGACUUGUUCGCCGCCAAAAAAGAAUGCUUAAUCGGCUGCAAACAUUAUUUGGAUGGAUUAUACAUUAUGUUGAUUCAACGGAGUCUUUAAUAAGCAACUCUGGUGAUUCUUGGGCAGCAGGUGUGGUUGUGCCCUCUGUGAAGAUAAUUAGAUCUUUUCUUAAUGAAGAUGCAAGCUUACUGCCUGAUUCAGAGGCUAAAAGUGGUACUGGGGGAUCCCUAUUAGUGGAAAGGGACUUGUGGACUCAAUAUAUUUGUGAGGCUUGUGGGAAUAGGGUUCUUAGAGGCGCAAAUGAGUGGGAACAACACAAACAGGGACGUGGGCAUAGGAAACGAGUUUAUCGGCUGAAGAAGUCCCGAAGGUUUUGUACUGUGGAGCCAUAGCAGCAAUGUCUUGGGUAUUAGCAGUGAACCCUCUCUAUUGGUAUAUUUUCUACUACCUACAAGCGCGGUUCUGCAGCUGAAAUGUUGAGAUUUAUAUCUAGAGGACCAUACCAACAAAUUGCAUCCAAGUUUUUUACUGCGAUGAAAAUUUUGGGGUCCUGGAGAUGUUUCCAGAUAAGGUUGUGCUUGAUGUACUUUCUUCUGUUAACCUCUCCCCUAUUUUCCCCCAUUAGUGGUUCAGUCAGGAUUUUUAAAUUCAGAAUCAUGGUGUGAUAUACAGGUUCGUGCUCUUUGAUGAUCACUGGGGGAUUGAUUUUGUACUUUCGUCAAUGGAUUUCUGCUGUUGUUGGGAACAGUAUUUGUCUUGAAAUUGUAUAGAUUUGGACUAAAUUUAAUAUAAAAGUCUUGAUUUCAAAGGCA